AUGCCUGUUCCCAGUGGAGAGGAGAAGGAUCUGGCUGAAGCUGAGGAACACAGAGAUGUACUAGUGAAAGAGCUGCAUGAAUGUGAGUCUUCAGCUGGAGUGGGAGUAGCUGUGGGGGAGGCGGAGGAGGGUCUCUCAUGGGCCUGGGCUCCAUCUCUCUGCCGUAAAUCUGCAGGAAGCUCUCCCUCUGAAUCAGCUCAAGAUGAGUCUCUCCGCGUGUGUGUCCACCCGGGGCCCAGCUGCUGCACCAGUAAGAUGGAGGACAGCUACAUGGCGGCUGUUCGCAGCGAGUCGCAGCAGAAGAUGAGAUCGUACAGCUUCGAGCUGAAGUACCUGAUCGCUGGACACACCAAGGCCUACCAAGAGACCUUUGAGUCCCUCGUGUCCUUCACAUCCAACCUGACCAGCACUCUGUUCGACAGCGCUUACUCUGCUCUGGCGUCCGACUGUCGCCCCAUUGUGUUUCAGCUGUUCAGCGACAUCAACCGACACCUUUCUGGGGACUCAUCCUCAUUGGACACCGCUGUGCGUCGGUUCUACAAUGAUCUUUUCCCAUUGGUCUACCGUCGCCUGCUGAACCCUGGGAUCGGCCACAUGUCACCCAAGUCCCAUUCCACCCCCUCCACCAAUCAGGAUGACUGUCUGCGAAUGACGCGGCAGGAUGUAAGCCCGUUCGGACCACACCCUCGCCUCCUGGUCAGCGGCCUGUCCCGUGCGCUGGGGGCGGGCCGGGCACUGAGCCGACUGCUGAGACUGGCCGGAGAGGUUGUCAACGCAACCGAGAAGUUGACUUUAUCCAGAGAAUGUGGGCGGGGCUUAGUGAGGAUGCACUACUGCUCCCACUGCAGAGGGAUGACUCUGAUACGGCCCUGUACCGGACUGUGUGUCAACAUCAUGAGAGGAUGUCUGGUGGGGGUAUCAGAACUUGGCGCCCCCUGGGGGAGUUUGGUGGUGAUGCUCCAACGGUUAGCUGCCAUGUUAGCAACAAGCAGCAACCACAACAGCAUGGAGUUAGCGCUGUUAGCAGUCCGAAAUCAUGUGAACGAUGCUAUACUGCACGCUCAGCUGCACGGGCCGCGCGUCACAGCCACAGUAGAGAAGGUAUGUGGACCCCAGGCAGCUGGUCCCAUAAUGCCAAAGGCAAAUCCCACCAACUGGCAGCACACAGCCUCUGUGAGCCCUGCUACAUCAGUGACGUCAGAGAGGUCAGAGGUCACAUCGCCACCCUUAGCAGGUCCUGCUUCUCAUCGUCUGCCGCCACAAUCCAGGAGGCCAUUUCCUCUUAAAGGCUCCAGAGGAGACAAGAGUCGCAGCCUGAAAAAACUGUCUAGGGAGUUUGAGGGCUCCAUCCAGCGGUACCAGUGGUUUUUCUCCGAGCUACCAGAGAUGCUUUGUGAAAGUGAGAUGGAGGUUGAGCAGCACACAUGCUGGAGUGGCCAAGACGUUGUAGAAAGUUAUGCAGGUCGUGUUGUUGGCAGCAGUUUAAAAGCCCAGAAGGAGAACCCAGAGAUGUCCGUCCGUAAUACAGAUCCUGUCCUGAAGGGGGCCAAACAGAGGCUGGAGCAGCUUACAGAGCAAAAGUCCAAUGGCUUCGUACCAGUCUGCAGCCAGGAGUUUGGGAGCCACUGA
Messenger RNA from Notothenia coriiceps (black rockcod), 1629 nucleotides. Its product is annotated as glypican-5-like. Bases 1 to 1629 code for a protein of 542 amino acids. The record is from RefSeq and is a predicted model, not a curated record. NCBI's taxonomy places the organism in Eukaryota, Metazoa, Chordata, Actinopteri, Perciformes, Nototheniidae. The transcript is spliced from 10 exons. Gene Ontology annotation, biological process: cell migration; positive regulation of canonical Wnt signaling pathway; regulation of protein localization to membrane. Gene Ontology annotation, cellular component: plasma membrane; cell surface; extracellular region.